CCACAUACGUUUUUGGAAAAUGAUAAAAAACGUAGAUUUUUAUGUCCCUUCCCAAAACGGCUUGUUUUGUGUUCACCUGCCUCCUCAGGCGCUCUCUCUCUCAAGAUGGGAAAGAAGCCUGUUAAAUACUGUGUGGUGGACGCGUUCACCGACUUGCCUUUCAAAGGAAACCCAGCAGCUGUAUGUUUGUUGGAGGAAGAGAGAGACGAUUAUGAGUGGUUUCGAACUGUUGCUGGUGAGUUCAACCUCCCCAUGGUCUGUUUCUUGACUCGGAUCACUGACUUCGAGUCGGAGACUCAUGACUCGUCCCACUCAUCCACGAACGCUCGGUUUCGCCUCCGAUGGUUCAUUCCAGCUACCGAGGUUAAACUUUGUGGUCAUGGAACCUUGGCAGCUUCUCAUUUUCUAUUCACUUCUGGUUUGGUAAAUGCCAACAGAAUAGAGUUUCUGACAUUGUCUGGAGUUUUGAUUGCUAAAAGAGUUCCAGAAUCACAAGAUUGCUUUUUAAUUGAGUUGGAUUUUCCAAAAGUUCCACUUGCUGAUUUUGACUCUGCUGAGGUUCCAUCAAUUUCUAAAGCCUUGGGUGGUGCUUCUGUGAUUGACUUAAAGAUUACGACUACUGAAGAAGACCUCAUUGUUGUGCUGCCGUCGGGAAAGGCUGUUACAGAUCUACUGCCCCAAUUUGAUGAGAUACAACGAUGCCCUGGAAGGAUAGUCAUUAUUACAGGGCCUGCUCCCCCUGGAUCCGGGUUUGACUUUUUUAGUCGCGUCUUUGGUCCUAAAAUGGGGAUCAAUGAGGAUCAUGUUUGUGGGAGUGCACAUUGUGCCUUAGCAACCUAUUGGUCUAAAAAGCUGGGGAAAUGUGAUUUUGUUGCAUAUCAGGCAUCACCUAGAGGUGGCAUUCUAAACCUCCAUUUAGAUGAAAAGAAUCAGAGAGUAUUACUUCGGGGGAAAGCCAUCACUGUAACUGAAGGCUCUCUUUUGGUUUAAUUAGGAAUUACCCAAUCUUUGCAUGUAUUAAGCAAUUGAAAUAAAAGGCUUUUAAUGUGUGGAAGGCGGGCUGUUAAUGUGAGGAAGGCUUGGUUUGAGUUCUGAACGCUUCCAAGUUGACUUUACUCAUUGUACUAGACAUCUUCUGUAAAAUUACAUUUGGCCCUAUUUGACAUAAAUGUACCAGAUUAUUCCCUUUGAAUGUGUGCUAAGAAUUUCAUUCA
This is a messenger RNA of Camellia sinensis, 1214 nucleotides long. The record is from RefSeq and is a predicted model, not a curated record. Lineage: Eukaryota; Viridiplantae; Streptophyta; Magnoliopsida; Ericales; Theaceae.